Messenger RNA from Brenthis ino (lesser marbled fritillary), 555 nucleotides. The record is from the annotation of a GenBank genome assembly. Lineage: Eukaryota; Metazoa; Arthropoda; Insecta; Lepidoptera; Nymphalidae.
AUGCUGGCAUGGCCCCUAAAGAUAACAGAGUUAAACAUGGGAAUCAUAAAUAAAAGAGAUCCAGAACUUGUACAAUCUGUUAAAGACCAUAAUGUUAAUUCAGUGCCACGGAUUGAAUCGCAUUAUUUAAGAGCUAACACGUCUAGAGAAUUUAUAGAUGGUGGUCCAAUUGCUGAAUUACAUCGUAAUUACAAGACACAACGUUCUUCUCUACAGAAAGAAGCAGUAACUUACGACGUCUACGCAAAAAUUUUUAAAACUGAUUUUAAUAUAUCUUUUUUUUCAAAGAAAGAUCAGUGCGAUCUGUGUGAAUCUUACAAAAAUGCCGUAGGUGAAGGCAAAGACAAGUUGCUCCUAGAAUAUGAGUUACAUCAAAGAGAAAAACAAUUAAGUCGUAAUGAAAAAUCCAAAGAUAUAGAGACCUGUAACGAAGCCAACAGUAAUACCCUAGUCUUUAUUUAUGAUUUGCAGGCAGUAAUGCCAAAACCAAUAGGUGAAUCGUCUGCUUUCUACUACAAGUCAAAACUCAACUGCUUAAAUUUUACUAUAUCUGAU